Molecule: messenger RNA, 1645 nt
Organism: Sesamum indicum (sesame)
Lineage: Eukaryota; Viridiplantae; Streptophyta; Magnoliopsida; Lamiales; Pedaliaceae
Source: RefSeq, a predicted model, not a curated record
CCCAAUUAAUAUUUUUCCUCACGCCAAAGCAAAAAAGAAAAAGAAAAAAACCCUAGAACAUAAAGUGAAAAUCAAAGUUCUGAUUUAGAGAGAGAGAGAGAAAUUCAGAGAUCAACACUACCUAAUUGCAACUGCUCAACUCGAGAAUUCUCCUUUAAUUGCAAGAAAAGACUUUUAAUAUUUUCUGAACAAGAUUGCUUAUAAUGAGAUUAAGAAAAGGGGACAAAGUGGAGGUUAUGAACAAAACAGAGGCGCCACUUUCAUGGCGUGUCGCAGAGAUACUUUCUGGUAAUGGCCAUACUUAUCGCGUGCAAUAUGAUCCUUAUCCUGAUAUGGCAAGCGAACAAAUGGUGGAGACAGUUUCAAGGAAGUUUGUGAGACCAUCCCCCCCUCAGGUCCCAGGUGUAGAUAAUUGCAUCGCUGGAGACAUAGUGGAGGUAUUUUAUGAAUAUGCCUGGAAGAUUGCUGCUAUCGUGAAGGUUCUCCGCUGCAAGAAAGAAUGUAAAAGCAAAAAGAUCCAGUAUCUGGUAAGACUACUUGGGUGCUCACAGGAAUUAAUUGUGGAUGAAUCAAAUAUCCGGAUAAGACAAACCUGGCAAGAUGACAAAUGGCAUCUGAUUGGAAAGAGUUCCCAAGGAAGGGAGGAUGUUAUAGCUAGCAAGCCAUCAACUUCAAAUCCGAAGAUUAGAUUCCCUGUCCCCCAACUAAAUGCAAGGGCUAAAAAGCAACCUCAAAGAAAUAGCGUGAACAUUCAGGAUGAAGCUCCAUGUUGGGAAUCUCAUAUGAUCUCGUCAAGACCCCUAAAGAGGAUGUCCGCAUAUGGCUCCUCUAUCAUUGAAGCACAUAAUGGACACAUCCAAAAAUUAAGAGCAAUUGAGAGAGAUGGGAGGAAGCAUAGAUUGGUCUCCACCCCAGUGCUUGAAAAGGUAGAUGCUGUUGCUUACCCAAGAGAAGUUUUGGGUGGAAAAAACAUGCAUGCUUCCAUUAAAAUUAUAUCAACUGGAUAUAAUCAUAUGGAGAGAGCAAAACUAAGUGGUGUUCUUGGCUCUUCUGGGAUCCGAAACUCAGAAUUAAAUAGUUCAGAGACUGAUGCAUGUUCUGUUGGUAGUUGUAGUGUUACUGAUCAGAGUCCAAACAACUUUUUUGUUCCUUUUAUAUCCCUGGCUUGCCAAGACACAGACACCUUUUGUAGUGAUGCAGAGUCCUGUUAUGGUUCAGGUUCUGAGAGAAAAAGUAGUUCUCUUCCUCCAAAAGAGGAAGUCGCAGUCAGUAUCCGUAGGUUAGAGUUGCGUGCUUAUCGCAGAACUCUUGAAGCUUUGUAUGCUUCUGGUCCCUUAAGUUGGGAACAGGAAGCACUGUUGACAAAUCUUCGUAUUAUGCUCCAUAUUUCAAAUGAUGAACAUUUGAUGGAGCUGAAGCACCUAAUUUCUGCUAAAACUGCUAUAAAUGUUAGAUAAUGGUUGAAUAAAUGUUACUUUUAUCACUUUAUCAUAGUAGAAUUUAGACCUUGCUGGUUCUGUUUCAACAAUGUAAGAGAAACUUUAUUGUUACAAAUGUAACUCCAAUCUUGGUUAUUAUAUUUACUUCUGUCUAGACAGGUGGCAUUUUGUAACUAAGAGCUUUGUAUCAAAUUCUCAUUUGUCAA